AUGAGUGGAUACAUAUAUUUUGAUGUUGAAAUCAAACUUGCGAAGAAGCCGAACCAGCUAUCCGCACUCUACCUGAAAUCCAGCAUAGACCAUUCGCUGACGAAAAUAUUCGGAGAAAUUGGCGGUCAAACCGAGGUGGAUUUACUAAAGUUCGACGAACAACGACAGCGCAUUAUUCUUCGAGUUCCAAAAGAGUUUUACGGAAAGCUGCGAACUGCCAUCACCCUGAUAGGAGAGUAUCAAGGAGUGCCGUGCAAUUUCCAGGUGAAGAAAGUGUCGCCGGUUCUACUUACAUUGGUGGAAACUCAUUUGGAUUUCGCAAGUCAGACUAUCGAGUGA
Molecule: messenger RNA, 339 nt
Organism: Anopheles marshallii
Lineage: Eukaryota; Metazoa; Arthropoda; Insecta; Diptera; Culicidae
Gene: Rpp14a
Product: ribonuclease P protein subunit p14
Exons: 2
Coding region: 1-339 (112 amino acids)
Biological process (GO): tRNA 5'-leader removal
Cellular component (GO): ribonuclease P complex
Source: RefSeq, a predicted model, not a curated record